AUGGAGAACAGAGAAUACCGAGAUGCACAGGAGUUUGCGGCCGAUGUCAGACUCAUGUUCUCUAACUGUUACAAAUAUAACCCUCCUGACCAUGAUGUGGUGGCCAUGGCCAGGAAGCUGCAGGACGUAUUUGAGUUUCGUUAUGCUAAGAUGCCUGAUGAGCCUAUUGUAGUGACUCCGCCUGCCUCCUCCACACAACUGCCUCCCUCCGAUUCCAAAUCCUCCUCUGAAUCCUCCAGUGAGAGCAGCAGUGACAGCUCAGACGAAAGUGAGAGUUCUGAUGACUCUGAGGAGGAGCGGGCAAACAGACUGGCGGAGCUUCAGGAGCAGCUUCGAGCUGUACACGAGCAGCUGGCUGCUCUCUCCCAAGGCCCAAUUUCCAAGCCGAAAAAGAAGAAAGAGAAAAAGGAAAAAAAGAAAAAGAAGAAAUCUGAUAAGCGGAAGGUCAAAGAUGAUGAAGAAUGGAGGAGUUCUAAGAAAUCCGCGAAGUCCCUUCCCCCACCUGUACCUGUUAUGUAUGACUCUGAGGAGGAAGAGGAGUGCAAACCAAUGACCUAUGAUGAGAAGCGGCAGCUGAGCCUGGACAUUAACAAACUUCCAGGAGAGAAGUUGGGCCGUGUAGUACAUAUCAUCCAAUCCAGAGAGCCCUCUCUGCGGGAUUCCAACCCUGAAGAAAUAGAGAUUGACUUUGAGACUUUAAAACCUUCCACUCUUCGUGAGCUGGAGAGAUAUGUCAUGUCUUGCUUGAGGAAAAAACCACGGAAGCCCUACACUUCCCCUAACUCGCUGUCUGCUGCACUUAAGAAACCAGUGGGGAAGACAAAGGAGGAGAUUGCCAUGGAGAAGAAGAGAGACCUGGAGAGGAGGCUACAGGAUGUCAGUGGGCAACUGAACUCUGCCAAGAAACCACCCAAGAAAGCCAAUGAGAAAGUGGAAUCAGCCCAGCCGGUGUCGGUCUCUCGUCUCAGUGCUUCCAGCUCCAGUUCGGACUCUGACAGUAGCAGUAGCUCUACAUCCAGCUCCUCAGACACUAGUGACUCUGACUCUGGCUGA
This is a messenger RNA of Staurois parvus, 1053 nucleotides long. The record is from the annotation of a GenBank genome assembly. NCBI's taxonomy places the organism in Eukaryota, Metazoa, Chordata, Amphibia, Anura, Ranidae.